UUCCAGCCAUUAAAACGAGCCUGUCCUCCUAUAGCUCAUCACACCAGCCUCCUCUGUGAUACAUGGUGUCAGAAGUUGGAUGUCUAUUUAUUAUCUCCACAAAUUGUAUUCGACAGUGAUUACACAGAUGGUAUGACUGCAGAGAACAGUAGAUGUUUUCUAUGGAACUCACCCAGUUCCUCCACCGUGUAUUCUAUGUUGACAUAAUCAAGAUGUAUAUGUUCACGAUCAUUGUAAAUAAGAAUUUGUUCUUAACUGACUUGCCUAGUUAAAUAAAGGUUACAUUUAAAUGAAAUUAAAAUGUAAAAAAUAUGAAUAUCCUACAAACAACCACUAGAUAGAGACACUCUAUUUGACAUGAUAACCGCAAAGCCACAUCAUUUACAAGCCCACUUCUUAACCCCUUCUCAGUUUGAGCUUUAAUCAUAAUACUCAUUUAUCAGAAAAGGAAACUGAUUUAAGGUGAUCUCAACCAUCUGCUGGUGUAAGUGAAGACAGAACAACAGGCUCUGAUUAGAAGGCAGAUGUUUAAAAUUAAACCUGAAACUCUCAGAUGUUGGCAGAGGUAUCUCGCAUGGUUUCCUCUGAACAAAAAAACACCAAGAGGUGUGUGUGUGUGAGUCACAGUAGCAAAAAAUGGACACUCCCUUUCACAUUGUAAAUCUGGCUGUGUUGUGGUGGUUGUUUCUGUUGUACUGUACCUGUCACUGAGCUACCGAACAAACCCACGUACAAACACCUGUGUUGUUCCUCAGGUUUGGAUGAAAAGAAAAUGAACAUGUCCCUUUGCUGUUAACUGUUCAUUUAGAGUUUACGUCACCUGCCAAUUGUCAGUGUGAGCAUCAUGGACUCUGUCGUGUGUACAGUAUGUGCUCACACUCAUACUGGAUUAAGGAUGGGAUUACAGGAUUAGAAUGUUCCACUCACAGUACAGAGCCUGUAAAUAGAUCUAACAGACACAGUCAGCUCACUUCGCUUGUAUUGAGGAUAUAUCUGCUAUUGAUCAUUGGAUAAGGAUGUAUUUCCCUACUAAGGUCUGUCCUUAGGUUUUUUCAUCCAGGUCAAAGCCAUGGCGGCGGAUAUUGUUUCUCACAGCCUGAACCUCCUGGAGACUCUCAAAGAGUCUAUUGAGAACAACAAGCUGUCGGACGUCAAGGAUGCUGUGGAGGACCUCCUGAUCAGCCGGAUCAACCUGGCCGUGGCAGGAGAGCGGGGGCCAGAGAAGUCUGCAUUCAUCAACGCCCUCCGUGGCCUGGGGCCUGAGGAUGAAGGAGCCGCCCUAUCCCCCUGCCCCACUUCUCCAGAGGAGAUGGCCAUCUAUCCCAACCCCAAGCACCCUGACUUCAGGCUCUGGGACUUGCCACCCACCCCCGCAGCCUCACCCUUUGACCUGGAAGGGUACAUGGAGCGGGUGAAGAUCCUGCGGUACAACGUGGUGGUCAUGGCGUUCACACAGAGUCUCCAGGCCAACAGCGUGGCGGUGUUCCUGGAAGCCCGCUCUGUGCAGAGGGACACUGUGUACUUCGCCUUGCUGGCCUCAGAGAAGGACACAGAAAAGGGUCUGGAGGAGAGACGGAAGGCCAGCCUGGAGUUGUUGAAGGCCCAGGGGGUGGCCCUGCCUAAGGUGUUCCUAGUGAGGCCCUCCUGUCUGGAGAAACUUGACUUCCCAGGACUCCUGGAGGAGAUGGAGAGGGACCUACCAGAGAUCCGGGCCCACGCUCUCCUCCUGGCCCUGCCCACUCUCUCCCCAGUCCUGGUCACCCAGAAGAGGGACGCCUUCAAGGCCUUGGUCUGGGCUGCCGCGUCACUCUCUGGUGGGGUGUCGACCAUCCCUGUGCCCCUGGUGGCCUCCAUGGUGGACGCCAGAGUGGGUGUGAGGAUCCUCACCAAGGCCAGGGCCUCGCUCUGUCUGGACGACGAGUCUGUUGAGCGGUUGGCACGGCAACGCGGCAUGGAGCCGGCACGGCUCAAAGCCCUGCGGACGUGUAACCUGUCGGUUGAAGUCACUAAGGGGGAGGUAAAGCUUCGGCUGGCAGCGGCAGAGAAGGAGUUGACCACCAACACAACCCGGCUGGUGGAGAUGGCCAUGCCCAGGCACGCCCGCUCAGCCGGUCGUUCCUUCACUGUCAUGCUGCAGGCUCUCAAUGGGGCCAUCGAUGAGAUGGUGGUUGACACAGAGAAGAUACUGGCUGCUGCUGGUAUAGGAGAGGGGAAAUGAAGGAGGUCAAGAGGAGGGCUGGAAAUAGUGCAAUGAAAAAUGUUUUAAAACAUUUGCAAUGGAAAUGCAAAUGUGCAUUGUGUAGGACUUUCCUGCAGUCAAAUUAUCUAGUUGCUUCA
Salvelinus sp. IW2-2015 is the source of this 2337-nucleotide messenger RNA. RefSeq names its product interferon-inducible GTPase 5. Gene Ontology annotation, molecular function: GTP binding. Lineage: Eukaryota; Metazoa; Chordata; Actinopteri; Salmoniformes; Salmonidae. The record is from RefSeq and is a predicted model, not a curated record. Gene Ontology annotation, cellular component: membrane.